UUUCUUUUAUUAAUUAACUAUAGAUCUACCCAAAUUAAAGGCUAUGUGUUGAUCUGCAUGCAGCAAAAAAUAGUAAUAGAGGUCACAAUGGAGAAUGACAAAUGGAGAAGUAAGGCUCUGAAAACUGCUUCAGAGGAAAAAGGCGUGACUUCGGUAUCAGUGAAUGGUGAUAACAAAUUGGAAGUGAUUGGUGACAACGUGAACACGGUUUGCCUUGCUAAGCAGCUCAGCAAGAAGUUUUGCUCAGUCAAAAUCCUCUCUGUGGAAGUACUGAAACCUCCCAAAGAAGAAGAAGAAGAAGAAGAAGAAGAAGAAGAAGUAGAAGAAGCAGAAAACCCUUCUCGUGGUGAUGAUGACGGUUGUGGUUGCGGCGGUGGUGACGGCAACAUCCCUUUCAUACCGGGACGGUAUUAUCCACCGUGUGAUCGGGUGGUGGUUGUCGUCUGUGAUUCAUACAAUGACUGUUAUGAACCUGGUUGCACUAUCUUCUGAUGAUGGAUGGAUAUUCACCACCACGCCAAUAAUAUACUGCAGGGCUACUGCAUCUAUAUAUAUAUAUAUAUAUAUGGUUUAAUAAAAAUUAGACAAGUGAUUAUUCGAAAACUCAUCAAGUUUUUGCUAAACUAUAGACAUAAUGCAAGAAUCUUAAUCAUCCAUCUUGUAUGGUUUCACGUACAAUACUAGAUAAAUGAUUAUUAAAAUCUUGGUUCCUGUCUAUAUUUAACACAAAGACAUGAGUUUAUGAAUCUGUCUUUGUUAAUAUUCCAAUACUAUAAUUCCUCGAACAAGCAUGCACGUACACUUGAAUAAUUAGGGUUGAUUUAGUUGAA
This is a messenger RNA of Arachis ipaensis, 830 nucleotides long. Its product is annotated as heavy metal-associated isoprenylated plant protein 16-like. Lineage: Eukaryota; Viridiplantae; Streptophyta; Magnoliopsida; Fabales; Fabaceae. The record is from RefSeq and is a predicted model, not a curated record.